Molecule: messenger RNA, 744 nt
Organism: Eimeria mitis
Lineage: Eukaryota; Apicomplexa; Conoidasida; Eucoccidiorida; Eimeriidae
Exons: 1
Coding region: 1-744 (247 amino acids)
Source: RefSeq, a predicted model, not a curated record
AUGAGCCUCAGCUGCAGCAGCAGCAGCAGCAGCAGCAGCAGCAACAGCAGCAGCAGCAGCAGCUGCACCUGCUGCUGGUGUUUCUUCUCUCCCCCCACCCCUAACCCCUACCCGCAGCAGCAGCAGCAGCAGCAGCAGCAGCAGCAGCAUCGCCUGCCGCCUUUCCAGCAGCCUCAUCAUCAGCAGCAAAAACAGCAACAACAGCAGCAGCAACAGCAGCAGCAACAGCAGCAGCAGCAGCAAGAACAGGGGGCCCCCCAAAGCACAGCAGCGCCCCCACCCCUGCUCUCUAUGAGCCGCAGGGGCCCCCCCUCUCUGCUGCUCUCGGGGGCCCCCGCCCCCCUAUCUCAGCAGCUAGCUCUUGGGGGGGGGCCCCCCUUCUCUCCUGCUACUCCUACUGCUUUUCUACCGGCGGGGGCCCCCAAAGCUAUGCAGAUAAGGGGCCCCCCAGCCCCCCCCCUGUGGCUACCGCCUAGACCCCCUCAUGCUGCUGCUGCUGCUGCUGCCGCAGCAGCAGCAGCUGCUGCUGCUGCAGCAAAUGGACAGCUUGCUAUUCGUAAUGAAGCAGCAACAAAUGCAGCAACAACAGAAACAGCAGCAGCAGUAAACCCGACUGCUGCUACUGCAGCAGCAGAAACAGCAGCAGCAGCUGCUGCUGCAGCACGCGACGUUCUGGAGCUUGAUGAGGCCCAGCAGCAGCAGCAGCAACAGCAGCAACAGCAGCAACAGCAGCAACAGCAGUAA